ACUUCCUGGCUGAAAGGUCAUAGGUCAAGCGCKACUUGUUUUGCAGUUUUUCAGCUCCUGAACUCGCGGCGGUGAUUUAUUUUUGAUAAGUAUGAACUCUGAUCAGCUCAUUGGACCCGCCUUACCCCCGAUGUUCGGAAAAGAGAGCUCUGAAAGCGACGACAGCGACAAAGAUUUCGCUGGUCCUGCUUUACCUCCCGGUUAUAACCGGGGCGACCYGUCGAGCUCUUCGGAUGAAAGUGAACCGGAGGUCAAAAGAGCCAGAACUGAAGGACCAGAUGUGAACACAGGUGAUGAUGAUGAUGGUUUCUUUGGGCCAGCCCUGCCACCAGGAUUUAAAAAACAACAGAGCUCCCCAGAAAGGCCACCUGCGCUGGGACCAGCUUUGCCCCCCGGGUUUUCCCGAGCCCAAUAUGACAGCGAUGAUGAAGAUGAAGAAGCUCUUCCAGGACCAGCUCUGCCCCCAGGCUACCAGGCCGAGCCCUCCAGCAGCGAGGGGGAGGAUGUGAUCGGACCCAUGCCGGCUAAAGGACCUAUUGAAGACUCUGUGGCUCUUGAUUUUGAGCGCAGAGCUCGAAGGAUGAAGGAGAAGCUGACAAACGAGGACGCUCCUGAGGUGGUGACCAGAGAAACAUGGAUGACGGAGCUCCCGCCGGAGCUGCAGCACAUCGGCUUAGGGGCUCGAACUUUCAAGAAAAGGUCCGGUCCGGAGAACAAGGAUCGCUCUGUGUGGACGGACACUCCGGCAGACCGAGAGCGAAAGGCCAGGGAGCGCGUCGAAGGCAAGAAGACCGGCGAGGUGAAGAAAGACGAAGCCCCACAAGUUUCCCAGAAGGACUCUGAAAUGGCCGAGAAAGUGUCGAAAUACAACGAGUCCAAACGGGCCGAGUCCUUGAUGAGCUUGCACACCAAGAAGAUGAAGGAGAAAGCGAAGGAGAAAGCGGACACACCGGCGGAGAGGAGGCCGUUCGAUCGCGACGCCGACCUGCAGGUGAAUCGGUUCGACGAAGCCCAGAAGCAGCGGCUGCUGAAGAAGUCUCAGGAACUGAACACACGGUUCUCCCACAGCAAGGACCGCAUGUUCCUGUAGCCCCCCAGUCACAGGGGGUUCUGUUACAAACUGUUGGUGGGACGGGGCUGGAUUCAUGAGGAUGAGCUGGAGUUUUAAAUCAGGACUGGAUGAUAUGGAGAAAUAUUCCAGCAAAUAAUGUCUUUUUUCAUGUAUUUGGAUAUAAAUACUCAGUUUUUUAGAUUGCAAUAUGUUUGUAGAUACAGAGAUGUAAUAGUUUCUUUAAUACUAAUCUUGACACGUUGUUUUUCACUUUUUUUCGUAAAUAUUUUACACGUUUAAAGUCAGGUUUUGUUGCAUUAAAGUUGYUGUGACCGACAGUGAAAAUGAGAAAUAAGCCAUUUCUAAUUAUGAAUAAUUGAGUUUAAGCACAGCCAGUUUGUUAAAAUCUGAACAAGAUGAUGUGUUUUUAUGUAAGGUGUUCAGAAAAUAAAGCAAAGCCAUUUUUUUA
Messenger RNA from Austrofundulus limnaeus, 1520 nucleotides. It is a transcript of the gene gpalpp1, whose product is annotated as GPALPP motifs containing 1. Bases 92 to 1090 code for a protein of 332 amino acids. Lineage: Eukaryota; Metazoa; Chordata; Actinopteri; Cyprinodontiformes; Rivulidae. The record is from RefSeq and is a predicted model, not a curated record. The transcript is spliced from 7 exons.